AUGCAAAUCAAAGAUGAAGGAGCAUUGACGUUCCCUGGUAAAUUAAAGGGAGAUCCCAACAAAAGACCAAGAGACAAGUAUUGUCGCUUUCACCGAGACCACGGGCAUGACACAACCAACUGCUACGACUUGAAGCAGCAGAUUGAGGCCCUUAUCAGGCAAGGGAAGCUACAGAGGUUCGUCAGUAGGGAAAGAACCGAUACGCCGGAGGAACAGGCCCUACGACGGGAGAACGAACGCCCUAGACCACCUAUAGGGGACAUAAGAAUGAUCGUAGGGGGCACAGCUGCAGCCGAAUCUUCCAAGAAAGCCCGCAAAACCUACCUCAGGAUGGUCCAUAGCGUCCAACUCACAGGAUCCGUACCAAAGAUGCCGCGAAUAGAUAACCCCGUCAUAAAAUUUUCAGAGGAUAACGCUCGGAGACUUCACCAUCCUCAUGACAACGCACUUGUGGUCAGCUUGCAGAUAGGGGAUUAUAACAUGCAUUGGGUCCUCGUCGACAACGGCAGCUCAGCAGACAUCCUUUACUAUCUAGCAUUCUAG
Messenger RNA from Quercus robur (English oak), 543 nucleotides. RefSeq lists its product as uncharacterized. NCBI's taxonomy places the organism in Eukaryota, Viridiplantae, Streptophyta, Magnoliopsida, Fagales, Fagaceae. The record is from RefSeq and is a predicted model, not a curated record. The transcript has a single exon. Bases 1 to 543 code for a protein of 180 amino acids.